This is a messenger RNA of Paramisgurnus dabryanus, 6085 nucleotides long. RefSeq names its product intraflagellar transport 172 (gene ift172). NCBI's taxonomy places the organism in Eukaryota, Metazoa, Chordata, Actinopteri, Cypriniformes, Cobitidae. Gene Ontology annotation, molecular function: protein binding. Gene Ontology annotation, biological process: intraciliary transport. Gene Ontology annotation, cellular component: intraciliary transport particle B; axoneme; ciliary basal body. The record is from RefSeq and is a predicted model, not a curated record.
AACCAGGGAGAAAGCUAUGUAUAUCAAAAUGUCUGCAGCCUGACAACUAUCACGCAAAACAUGUCUAUUUCAAACCUUUUUAGUGGUUUGUAAUCGUAAAGCAUGCAGCUGAAGUAUCUGAAGACCCUUUUAACUCCUCAGGAUGGAGCUGCUAAAGUCACCUGUAUGGCCUGGGCUCCAAACAAUGCAAAGUUUGCAGUGUGCACUAUUGAUAGAGUUGUUAUACUGUAUGAUGAGCAGGGAGAGAAACGAGACAGAUUCACUACAAAACCUGCAGACCCAAAAUACGGAAAGAAAACAUACAUGGUCAAGUCCAUUGCAUUUUCUCCAGAUUCAACCAAAAUAGCAGUUGCCCAAACAGACAACAUCAUAUUUAUUUACAAAAUUGGAGAGGAAUGGGGAGAUAAAAAGGUUAUUUGCAACAAAUUUAUACAAACAAGUGCAGUUACGUGUUUGGUGUGGCCAUCUGAACAUCUGAUAAUAUUUGGGCUAGCGGAAGGAAAAGUUCGACAAGCCAAUACAAAGACAAGCAAGUCCUCUACGAUCUAUGGAACAGACUCUUAUGUUGUCUCGCUAGCCACAAAUGUCUCAGGAAAAGGAAUCCUUUCAGGCCACGCGGACGGUACGGUUGUACGCUACUUCUUUGAUGAUGAAGGAUCUGGAGAAUCUCAGGGCAAACUGUUGACUCAUGCAUGCCCACCGUACGCCCUGGCAUGGGGUACCAACAGCAUCAUUGUGGCCGGAUGUGAUAAGAAGAUCGUAGCCUAUGGCAGAGAGGGCCAUAUCCUACAGACGUUCGACUACAGUCGAGAUCGCUCGGAGAAAGAAUUCACAGUAGCAGCUGCGAGCCCCAGCGGUCAAUCCAUAGUCGUAGGAAGCUAUGACAGAUUGAGAAUUUUCAACUGGAGUCCGCGAAAAGCCAACUGGGAUGAAGCUUCUCCCAAAGAGAUUCCCAACCUGUACACCAUCACAGCUCUAGCCUGGAAGAAAGAUGGCUCUCGACUCUCUGUUGGUACGCUCUGUGGAGGAGUCGAGCUGUUCGACUGCUGCCUCCGUAGGAGUAUUUACAAGAACAAAUUUGAAAUGACAUACGUUGGACUGAGUCAGGUGAUUGUUAAGAAUUUAUCUACUGGCACACGAGUGGUGUUGAAGUCUCAGUACGGCUAUGAGAUAGAUGAGGUUAAAGUCAUGGGGAAGGAUCGAUAUAUAGUGGCUCAUACCUCUGACACGCUCCUGCUGGGAGAUCUCGUGUCCAACAAGCUAAGCGAGGUGGCGUGGCAGGGCUCCGGGGGAAAUGAGAAAUUUUUCUUUGAAAAUGAUACGGUGUGCAUGAUUUUCAAUGCUGGAGAGUUGGCGCUGGUGGAGUAUGGGAGCAAUGAUGUCCUGGGAUCUGUUCGGACGGAGUUUAUGAAUCCUCAUCUUAUCAGUGUGCGUCUGAAUGAGAGAAAACAGAGAGGAGUGGAGGACAACAAAAAGUUGGCGUACCUGAUAGACAUCAAAACUAUUGCUAUCAUGGACCUUGUUGGUGGAUACAACUUGGGCACCAUUAGCCAUGACUCCAAGAUUGACUGGCUGGAAUUGAACGAAACAGGACGGAAAUUACUCUUUAGGGACAAGAAACUGAGGCUCCACCUGUAUGACAUCCAGAGUAGUUUGAAGAGCACCAUGUUGAGUUUCUGUCCGUACGUUCAAUGGGUCCCAGGCAGUGAUGUAGUUGUGGCUCAAAACAGAGGAAACAUGUGUGUUUGGUACACCAUUGACAGCCCUGAGAGGGUCACAAUGUUUCCUCUCAAGGGGGAUAUUGUAGACCUGGAGCGAUCCAAUGGUAAAACUGAAGUCAUUGUGACUGAAGGGGUUAACUCUGUCUCCUACACUUUGGAUGAGGGGCUGAUUGAAUUCGGUACAGCCAUCGAUGACGGGGACUAUUACAGGGCCACGGCAUUUCUGGAGACCCUGGAGAUGUCCGCCGAGACGGAGGCCAUGUGGAAGACCCUGAGCAAACUCUCUUUGGAGGCCCGACAGCUCCACAUCGCUGAAAGGUGUUUCGCAGCUUUUGGGGAUAUCUCCAAAGUCAGAUUCCUAAAUGAGACCAACAAGAUUGCGGAUGCAGUCUCAAAGGAAUAUGGUGGUGAUGGUACAGACCAUUACCAAGUGAAAGCGAGGCUGGCAGUGCUGGAUAAGAACUUUAAGCUUGCUGAGAUGUAUUACAUGGAACAGAACGCAGUCGAUGAAGUAAUGGAAAUGUAUCAAGAGCUCCACAUGUGGGAUGAAUGUAUUGCUGUGGCUGAAACAAAGGGCCAUCCAGAGUUGGACAAUUUGAGACGGAGCUAUUAUGCCUACCUGAUGGAGACGAACCAGAACGAGAAAGCCGCAGAGGUGAAAGAAAGUGAGGGAGAUGUCGCGGGGGCCGUUAACCUCUACCUGAAAGCAGGACUUCCUGCCAAAGCCGCCUGGCUGGCCAUGAGCAGAGAUGAGCUCCUAUCAAACCAUGACAUCAUGAGCCGCAUCACUGCCGCACUCAUUAAAGGAGAGUUCUAUGAGAGGGCAGGUGACCUGUUUGAGAGGAUAAGAAAUAAUCAAAGAGCCCUAGAUUGCUACAGGAAGGGGAAUGCUUUUAAGAAAGCUGUGGAUCUGGCUCGUGUUGCAUUUCCCGCUGAAGUUGUUAAGCUGGAGGAAACGUGGGGUGAUUAUCUAGUGCAACAGAAGCAAAUGGAUGCUGCUAUCAACCAUUACAUAGAAGCCGGGCGCUCCACCAAGGCCAUAGAGGCGGCGAUCGCAGCACGUCAGUGGAAAAAAGCAUUGCACAUACUGGAGCUACAGGAAGACAAGACUGCUGCCAUGUAUUAUCUAAAGAUCGCACAGCACUUUGCCUCUGUACAAGAGUUUGAGGUGGCAGAGCGCCUGUUCGUGAAAAGUGAUCAUAUCAAAGAUGCUAUUGAUAUGUACACACAGGCUGGGCGAUGGGAGGAAGCUCAUAAGCUUGCAGUAAAGUGUAUGACACAAGGGGACGUGUCUGCCCUUUAUAUCAGCAAAGCUCAAGAAUUAGAGAAAGAGGGCAAGUUCAAAGAAGCUGAAAGGCUCUUUACCACCGUAGAUGAACCAGACCUGGCCAUCACCAUGUACAAGAAUAAAAAAAUGUACGACGACAUGAUCCGCCUUGUUGCCAUACAUCACAAAGACCUGCUGCAGGAAACACACGUUCACCUGGCCAAGGAGCUGGAAUCCGAAUCCAGGUUUCAGGAGGCCGAAUAUCACUACCUAGAGGGUCAGGAUUGGAAAGACGCUGUAAAUAUGUACAGAGUCAACGAUAUGUGGGAGGAAUCUUAUCGGAUAGCCAAAAGUCAUGGAGGAGCCAGUGCCCAUAAGCAGGUGGCGUUCCUGUGGGCAAAGAGUCUUGGAGGGGAGGCUGCAGUUAAACUACUCAACAAGUUUGGCUUGCUGGAAACCGCCAUUGACUUUGCGACUGAUAACUACUCAUUCGACUUUGCAUUUGAAUUGGCUCGACUUUCCAUGAAUCAGAAGACUCCUGAUAUCCAUCUAAAAAAUGCAAUGUACCUUGAGGACCAGGGAAAGUUCAGUGAAGCUGAGACAGAGUUUAUAAAAGCUGGGAAACCUAAGGAGGCGGUACUUAUGCAUGUUCAUAACAAAGACUGGAGUAACGCUCAGAGGAUUGCUGAAGCUCAUGAUCCAGACAGUGUGGCCGAUAUUCUAGUGAGCCAGGCCAAGUUCUGCUUCGACCAGAAGGAAUUUCAAAAAGCAGAGGCCUUCCUGCUCAGAGCUCAAAGACCUGAGCUUGCCAUUAAGUACUACAAAGAUGCUGAGAUGUGGACCGAUGCAAUGCGAAUCUGUAAAGACUAUUUGCCCAGCAAACUGAGCAUCCUUCAAAAAGAAUACGAGAGCGAGGGGAACUGGGGUGUGGAGGGUAUGGUCGAGCAAGCUCAGGAAUGGGAACAGACGGGUGAGUACGCCCGAGCCGUGGACUGCUAUCUUAAAGUGAAGGACUCUUCUAAUAUGGACUUGCUGUUGAAGUGUUGGAUGAAGGCAGCAGAACUGGCUAUUAAAUUUUUAUCCCAUGAAAAGGCUGUAGAAGUUAGUCAGGUUGUGGGACCACGCCUCAUCCAGCUCAAAAAGUACAACGAGGCUGCUGAGCUCUACCUCAACCUGGACCUCAUUAAGAACGCCAUAGACGCAUUCAUUGAGGGGGAAGAAUGGAACAAAGCCAAGAGAGUGGCCAAGGAGCUCGAUCCAAGGUUAGAGGUAUAUGUGGACAAACGUUACAAAGACCACCUGAAAAAUCAAGGCAAAGUCGACUCUUUGGUGGGAGUAGAUGUGAUGGCUGCCCUGGACAUGUAUGCCGAAAGAGGCCAAUGGGAGAAAUGCAUCGACACGGCUUCAAAACAGAAUUUUAAGGUGUUGCACAAGUAUAUCGCCCUAUAUGCCACUCACCUGAUAAAAGAGGGCCAGGCAGAAAAAGUGCUCAACCUGUACGCCCAGCACGGUGUGCCGGCUAAUUCACAGAAUUUCAACAUCUACAAGCGGAUGUUUCUUGAGUUAGUGAGCCUUAGGGACAGGGAUUGCGCGGAAGCUUAUCGGAUGUGGGCCAGUCUGAGGGACGUCGUCCUCCUGCUGUGUGAAAACCUGACCAGAUCUUCAGAGGCUAAUUCGCCAGCCCAUGAGGAAUUUGAACAGAUGCUCCAGGUCGCUCACUAUUGCGCCACCCGCUCUGCAGCCAGAGGCAUUGACCAGCUGAGUCCUGUGGCUGCCAAGCUGUCCAUCUCUCUCCUGAGGCACACCGAGCUCAUUCCGGCCGACAAGGCUUUUUAUGAAGCCGGCCUGGCUGCCAAGGCUGUUGGUUGGGAGAACAUGGCUUUUAUCUUUCUGAACCGCUUCUUGGAUUUGGCUGAUGGUAUUGAUGAAGGCACGUUGGAUGCUCUGGAUCACACAGACUUCCAGGACACAGAUAUUCCAUUUGAGGUUCCAGUACCUUCAAAGCUGCAUGUCACAGUAGAGAAGAGGGAGGAGAUUAGAGAAUGGGUUCUCACUGUUUCAAUGGACCAGCGGGUGGAGCAGGUGCUCCCCAAAGAUGAGCGGGACACGUACGAAGCCUCCUUAGUAGCGAUCGGCACUGGUAUACGGUCCCUACCUUGUAUCAUCACAGGUUACCCGGUUCUGCGCAAUAAAAUUGAUUUUAAAAGACCAGGGAUGGCAGCAAAUAAGGAUGACUGGAAUAAAUUCCUGAUGGCUACAAAGACCACUCACAGCCCAGAAUGUCAGGAUGUGCUGAAAUUUAUCUCGCAGUGGUGCGGCGGUCUUCCGACGGCUGGAUUCUCCUUCCAAUAAGACCGGGGAAGGUCACCAGAGGUCUCCUGAUCCUCUCUUGUAUUGCAGUUUUAAAGGACCGUCGUCUGCCGCACGCGUGUCUCAAACAAACCCAUUCGACACGCAGUGCUCUCCAGAUGGUAAAGCUUUUCAAUCCACCCUUUAUUCUUAAUGCUGACGACACAUGGAUAAAGACACCGUCUACCAGACAACCAGCACCUUCAAUGGCUCGAGAAUAUCAUUGUGUUCAACAAAAGAGACGUCUUCUCAUGAGUUUGUUUUAAUGUUAAGUUUAUUUCACAUACUCAUUACGCACUGUUAACAAAAUGCAAUGGGAUAUACGAUUAGCACAUAUAAUAAACAAUCCAAACCUUACAUUAUUUAUUUAAAAUGAUCUAUUAUUAUCUAUUUGUCCAAGUUUAACUUCAACACUUGAUAUGUGUGAUUUUCAUAAACUAAUGUUCUAAAAAACCAUAUAUGCCACUACAUUUGUUUUUUAUAAAAACAGUAUAUUAUCAAUUACCGUAAAUUGUUACCAAUAAUCAAUCAUAUACUGAUACAAGCAUACAAGAACAGAAUAAAAUGACAAAAGUGCAUAUUUUUGCAAUUUUAUUAAAACCAUCGUACAUUUUUUGCAGACGUUUUUAUCCAAAUCAAAUUUCAAAGCUUAAAACACGAUAUACCUAUAUAUAAUAUUUUCAUUUCUUUUAUAAAAAUGUAUUAUUUUUUAUAUGAUAUUUUAUUUGGCAUCCCACGAAUCCUUUUU